Molecule: messenger RNA, 1498 nt
Organism: Pararge aegeria (speckled wood butterfly)
Lineage: Eukaryota; Metazoa; Arthropoda; Insecta; Lepidoptera; Nymphalidae
Product: serine protease gd-like
Exons: 6
Coding region: 1-1452 (483 amino acids)
Biological process (GO): proteolysis
Molecular function (GO): serine-type endopeptidase activity
Source: RefSeq, a predicted model, not a curated record
AUGAGAUUCAUAAGAUUAGAAUUUGUUUGUAUUACAAUACUAACAGUGAGUACGGUAAAAAGUGAAUGUGAUACUUAUUUAGAAUGCCUUGGUUUAUUUUUUGAUAGCUUUUUUGGCAAUUACAAAAAUUUAAAAACAGAAAAGGAAGUUGGUAAUAUUACAGUCCCAGGUUACAAUACUGUGAAUUUUGACAGUGAGGAUCUUAAUGAUCUUUUAUCCGGUGUAUCUGAAUUUAUACAAGAAGAAUUGGACGGAAAUAUCAAGUUUAGUCCUCAGAUGAAUAUUUUUAAAAAUUCUGGUAAUAGUACUGCAAUAUAUAUUAAAUCUUUAACAAUUAACAAUCAUUUUGGAGAUCAUAAAAAUACUUCUAUAAUUUCUGUUCCAACGGAAACUAAAGAUCAAUCAAUAAUUCAUUCGAAAUCGUCUUAUAAUUUAAAUGUAACUAACUCGGCGCCAGUCGCAAAUAGUAAUGUUACAUCUUCUCAACAAGAAAAAAGUAAUGAAAAAGAUGAACUAAAUGAAAUCUUAGAAGACGUGGAUUCUCUAUAUUACGACAUGGAUGGAGACGGUAAUGACACAGAUUAUCUUAAAAUUGAUUAUUUGGAAAUGUACAAAGAUACCACGAAUGAAUAUACAGAUCUUAAACCAACAGAAUCGACCAUAAGUAUUCAUAAGGUUAAUGACUACGACAAAGACAACAAGAAUGCGCGACCUGAUGCAAUUAUGUUUGAGAAUAUAAAAAACAAUAGCAGUAUUUCCGUAGAUGUUACGAGCAAAUGCAGCAACUACACGAAAAAUGCCACAGAAGCAAUAUUCCCGUGGAUUGCAGCCAUUUUCAUUAAGAAUGACACGAGUGACCAAUUUGACUACUACUGUGACGGUGCUUUGCUGUCAGAAACCAUGGUUAUUACCUCUGCUCGUUGCAUGGAAUACUACGGCAGCGAAAUGGAUGCCAAGAACUUGUUGGUUUUAUUGGGAAAGAGUUCUCUUCAAUCAAUGAGUGGAGCCGAGAGAGCGGUUAAGGUGAACUCCGUUAUAAUACACGAAAACUUCACAACUACAGAAGGAAAUGAUAUCGCGAUCCUUUUCUUGGAGAGAGUCGCGUUAAACGAGCAUAUACAAACGGUUUGCCUUGGAGGCGAGAAGGGGUUGGAAGCUGCUACAACCGGUUGGGCGAUUUCAGGAGAACUAACAAUAAUACCCUUUGUAACCGACCAAAGCUUCAAGUGCAAAGUUUCAAAAGGAAAUUAUACUUUUUGCGCUGCCUAUGGAAACGAUGUCACGAUUUGCCCAAGCUACGGAGGUGUCUAUGCGGUGAAGGAUCUAAAUGGAUGGUAUCUUCAGGGCAUAAGAAGCGGGGAUCCAAGCAACCGUGGAUUGUGUUUCGACAGAAGUGUAUAUUUCACCGAUCUUACUAAUUAUGUUGAAUGGAUAGACAAAAACUCAAAAUAAAACUCACACUCAAAUGUUAUAGUGAAAAACUUCUGUUCUAUUUACA